AUGUAAAUUACGGAUGAGCAAAAGAAAAUGAUGGCUAUCACAGGAAUGGCUAUAUUAUUUAUUGUACUCUUAUGUCUUAUUGAUUGGGUGACUGUGAUUUAUUUUGGUUUUCUAGGCCACUUUGUAAUUCAAAAUUCAUUCAUUAAAUUUUAGAUUUUUUUGGUUGGAUUAUAUGUUUUCAUAAAAAAUACGAUAAGAUUAUUUGUAUUUCCAGGCUCAUAUUGGUUAUGGAGAAGAAAUGUUGAAAACAGAUAUGCAAAGGCUUUGGCAAAAAGAGCCAAUAAAAGGAUGGAAGAUUUAUAAAAUUUGAUAAGAAAAUUACUGUAGAUACCUGAUACUAAAGAAAUUUAUGUUGAAGAUUUAGUGCCAAUUAAAAAAACCUUGUAAUCAUUUUUAAACACUUUUUCUUCAUUAAACUAUAGAAAAGAAUUGAAUGAGUAAUAAAAAUAUCUCUUCGGGUUAUGUCAAUAAUUGGAAUAGAGCUUGAAGGAUUUUCUAAUCGAAACUAAGUCUCUUUAUGAUCAAUUGGAUAAUCCAUAAGAUAUCAUCAAUUAUUGUAAACAAAAUGUUAAAAUUGAAUCUGAACUGUGUUCUAAUUUACUUAUAAUAUUGGAUAGCUUAAUAGAUCAAUUAUAAGAUAUAUAUGUGCCUAAGAACUUUCUCUUGGAAGCAGAAAGAUGGAUCUUUAACAAGACCCUUGGAACAGUAGAUUAAAUGAGAGUUGAAUUAGAAAAUACUUUUAAGACCAGAAGAUUUAAAGUGCAAGGGUAUGAUGGAAAAAUGAUUGAUUGUCUAUAUAUAUAUGCAAGCGAAGAUGAUGCUGAUAAUGAUCGAGCAGUCAUAUUUUGUUAGCCAAAUGCUGGAUAUUAUGAAUAUAUGUAUUAUGAAUCAGAAUGGAUUGAUUAUUACUUGAAACGUAGAAUAAACAUGUUUUUAUGGAAUUAUAGAGGUUAUUGUGAAAGUUAAGGAUUGCCAAAUACAAAGGAUAUAAUGAAGGAUGCAGAAUCCAUCUGUGAUUAUGUAACAACUCAAUUAAAGGUGACUUAAUUGAUAUUUCAUGGUGAAUCCCUAGGAGGAAUGGUCGCAUGUCAUUUGGGCAGAGUCAGACAAUGUAACUUACUAUUUGCAGACAGAACCUUUUCAAGUAUCAGCAAAAUAGCCCAAGUUGGAUUUUCUAAAUAUGCCAGUUUUUUCUUUAAAUUGCUAACAUCAUGGGAUUAUAAUUCUGCCAAAUCCUAUGUUGAAUGCCAAAGCUAUAAGAUUCUAGCCUUAGAUUAGAAGGAUGAAGUCAUUCCAUUUCUUUCAUCACUAAAAGUUGAUGUCACAAAAUAAAUAUUCCUGAGAGAAUUUGGAGGGUAAUAUUAAGGUGAUGAAAAUUUUAAAUAAAGUGACCAGAGAACUACAUUUUUCCAAAAACUCUUAAGAUUUAUACCUUGGAUUCCAACAUCAGAGAGUACUGUCUUCUAUGAUAUUUGGUAUUCUUAGUUAUUAAAUAAGCAAGAAAUGCUUACGUUUUUUGAAGCAAAUAAAAGAAUACAAUUCAUUAUGAAAGAUUUAUAAACUGAAAAAAGCAAAAAGACUUUAGAUGAUUCUUACUCAUCUUAUUUAAAUGAGUCGUAAGAAAUUGAAAAGCAAUAUUCUUAGAAUUAAAAUUCAACUGUUGACAUAGAUGAGGUUACUUAAUUGGCAGGACCUUACACACUUUCUGAAAAAGAAAAGUCUAAUGAAAGUCUUCUCAAAUUUGUAAAUAAAGUCUAUGAAUGUUUUGAAUCCUUUGAAACUGCCUCUAUGACUUUAAAUGAUGUCUUUUCAUCCUUCAGAGAAUCACAACAAUACGAUGUCUUCCUAGAUUACCUAUUGAGUAUUUUCUUGUGGGGAUCCUAUCUUCCUCUAAAAAACAUUCCCAAAAAAAAAAUGAACACAGUAGUUUGUCAAAAGUUAGCUUUUGCAAGAUUUACUUCCAACAUCAAUAAAAUUGAAACUUUGAUUAAGAAUGAAAAGAAUAAUUUAGAUUCUCCAAAUGGAACUAGAUUAAUUUAAGAUUUGGAAUUAAUCAUUUAAAGACUUAAAUUGAUAAGAGAAAACUUUAAAAAAACCUUGAAGAAUUAACUUUAACAUCCAUCCCAUUAAUCAGUUCAAAUUGAAUCGAAAGAUUCAGAAGAGAGAAAGUCAACUUCAAAAAUUCAUGAAUCAUUAAAAGGUUAUUUAGGGUCAUUCAUUCCAUUGGGAUGCGGUCAUAAUGGAAAUCUGAAUUAAACAGAAGUAGAAGUUCUUGACUUUCAUAUGUUAUAAGCUGGAGUUGUAAAAUAUUGA
Molecule: messenger RNA, 2313 nt
Organism: Paramecium tetraurelia
Lineage: Eukaryota; Ciliophora; Oligohymenophorea; Peniculida; Parameciidae
Exons: 8
Cellular component (GO): membrane
Molecular function (GO): palmitoyl-(protein) hydrolase activity
Source: RefSeq, a predicted model, not a curated record